Messenger RNA from Punica granatum (pomegranate), 2211 nucleotides. The record is from RefSeq and is a predicted model, not a curated record. NCBI's taxonomy places the organism in Eukaryota, Viridiplantae, Streptophyta, Magnoliopsida, Myrtales, Lythraceae.
GAGCUUGACCUUUUUCCUAUAAUAAAUCGAAGAACAGAGCAGCAUCGUCAUCCUCACCAUUUCACUCUUCUUGAGUAGCGCCGGGGGAACCAGCCUCUGCCUCCUUAUCCAAAACCCCUCUAAACCCUAGUCCUCAAUUCGCCCGCCGUCUUCACCAGCUUGGAGUGAAUGGCAUCAACUUUCACAGCCAUGUCUUCUCUUGGCUCUCUUUUGGCUCCUUCUGCCACUGAUAAGAAACUCUCAGUUUCCUUGGAGAAGUUGUCCUCUCUUUCUUCCAUUUCUUCAUCUUCCUUUGGGAGGAGUCGGAGUGUUAAUCUCAGAAAAUCACGUGAUUCUAAAAUUUGUGCCAUGGCAAAGGAUUUGUACUUCAACAAGGACGGGUCAGCAAUUAAGAAGUUGCAAACAGGUGUGAACAAGUUGGCAGAUUUAGUCGGGGUCACUCUCGGUCCAAAAGGAAGGAAUGUUGUUCUUGAGAGCAAGUAUGGUUCGCCGAAAAUUGUAAAUGAUGGUGUUACCGUGGCAAAAGAGGUUGAACUAGAGGAUCCAGUAGAGAACAUUGGAGCCAAGCUCGUGAGACAAGCAGCAGCCAAGACCAAUGACUUGGCUGGUGAUGGGACCACCACAUCAGUGGUCCUCGCACAAGGUUUCAUUGCUGAAGGGGUCAAGGUUGUGGCUGCUGGAGCAAACCCUGUCCUAAUUACCCGAGGUAUCGAGAAGACUACAAAAGCCCUUGUGUCUGAGCUCAAAUCAAUGUCAAAGGAGGUUGAGGACAGUGAGCUUGCUGAUGUGGCGGCGGUGAGUGCUGGAAACAAUUACGAGGUUGGCAACAUGAUUGCUGAAGCUCUGGGUAAAGUGGGCCGGAAAGGAGUCGUGACCCUUGAAGAGGGGAAGAGUGCUGAGAAUAGUCUCUACGUAGUCGAGGGAAUGCAAUUCGAUCGAGGCUACAUUUCGCCCUACUUUGUGACUGACACGGAGAAGAUGGUGGUUGAGUAUGAUAACUGCAAGCUUCUUCUGGUUGAUAAGAAAAUAACAAAUGCUAGAGAUCUCAUAAAUGUUCUCGAGGAUGCCAUCAGGGGUGGGUACCCCGUCUUGAUAAUCGCAGAGGAUAUCGAGCAGGAGGCUUUGGCAACUCUUGUGGUGAACAAGCUCAGAGGGUCUCUGAAGAUUGCAGCCCUCAAAGCUCCAGGGUUUGGAGAGAGGAAGAGCCAGUACCUUGAUGACAUUGCUGUAUUGACUGGAGGGACUGUCAUUAGAGAAGAAGUGGGCCUGACCCUGGACAAAGUGGGAAGCGAAGUUCUUGGCCUCGCUUCUAAGGUGGUUCUUACAAAAGACAUCACGACAAUUGUUGGUGAUGGAAGCACUGAGGAAGCAGUGACCAAGAGGGUUGCACAGAUUAGGAAUCUCAUAGAGGCAGCAGAGCAAGACUAUGAGAAGGAGAAACUCAACGAGAGAAUCGCCAAACUCUCUGGUGGUGUUGCUGUCAUACAGGUUGGAGCGCAAACUGAGACUGAGCUAAAAGAGAAGAAGUUGAGAGUCGAGGAUGCUCUUAACGCAACGAAGGCUGCAGUUGAGGAGGGUAUUGUUGUAGGCGGCGGAUGCACUCUCCUACGGCUUGCAUCAAAGGUUGAUGCCAUUAAGGAGACGCUUAGUAAUGACGAAGAGAAGGUUGGAGCGGACAUUGUGAAAAGAGCUCUAAGUUACCCUCUUAAACUGAUUGCCAAGAAUGCCGGUGUCAAUGGAAGCGUUGUCAGUGAAAAGAUUAUCUCCAUUGAUAACUUCAGAUAUGGUUAUAAUGCCGCGACUGGGAAUUACGAAGAUCUAAUGGCCGUGGGAAUUAUCGACCCUACCAAGGUGGUCAGAUGCUGCCUGGAACAUGCAGCCUCAGUAGCGAAAACUUUCUUAAUGUCCGACUGUGUCGUCGUGGAGAUUAAGGAGCCCGAACCUGUUCCAGCAGGCAACCCGAUGGACAAUUCAGGAUACGGCUACUGAGUUCAGCAAACGAUCAAGAGACUGAAUAAGGCGGCCUGAUCCCAUGGAUGCCGUGCGGCGAGUUUUGUAAAUCUAGCGACUGAGGUCCGAUUAUUGGAUCUCAGGAAUUCUUCCUAAGUGGAUACAAACGAAAUUUCCGAAUAGAUGUACGAACCGGGAUAUUCUUCGAAAGUCGAAGAGAAUUUUUCCAAGUCUUUGGUCAAGGUUAUCUUUUACUUCCCA